Messenger RNA from Diachasmimorpha longicaudata, 1557 nucleotides. RefSeq names its product venom protease-like. Gene Ontology annotation, molecular function: serine-type endopeptidase activity. Gene Ontology annotation, biological process: proteolysis. The transcript has 8 exons. Bases 149 to 1462 code for a protein of 437 amino acids. NCBI's taxonomy places the organism in Eukaryota, Metazoa, Arthropoda, Insecta, Hymenoptera, Braconidae. The record is from RefSeq and is a predicted model, not a curated record.
GGUUCUCCCGUAUUUCGGUUUCUGUUCAUUCGGUUAUACUCAACUGCUGGUGCAACAUCGUUUUUUCCGUUAAAACACGAGACCUAUCUCUCACAAUUGUCAACUCGUUUCCGGGAAUUGUUUUUGCAUGUUUCAAUAAUUGAGAAAAAUGUUUACAUGUAGAACAUUGAGUGAAACUAUUCUCGUGGUAUUUUGCGUGUUCUCCCUUUAUUUUUUGGCACCUGUGAGGGGUGAGAGUGUACCCGUCACCAUCAAUUCACGAGGGCUUUCGAGUCUUGAAUGGGGCCACCACUUGGUGCGCGGGGAAAAAGACCCAUUAUUACCCGAAAAUUACACGUACGUGCAUCUUCGUGGGAAGCGGUUCGUGUCUCUACCAAAUGCAGAUCGAAAGUUGAAUAAACCUUAUCAGGCGUGUAUAGCGCCCGAAGAUAAGAAGGGACACUGCAGGCACUUGGACCAGUGUGUCCUCAAAGACUUUCAGAGAAAUUUCACGAGAUUUCUUGAUUACAUUUGCAUUAUAGAACAUUCGUACGUUGGCGUCUGCUGUCCGGACAGUGCUAAGGAGGUUGUACAAACCAACUCUCCCGCCUCAGAGAACCUCAUCGGAUUUCUGCCAGCAAUUGCAGAUGUCGACGAGAGGCCUAUUUGGGAUGCUGUACCUCAACCGAGUCAGAAUGCCACGAAAUCUGAGGACUCGGGGGAGAGGCGAUCGAGGGGUCCCCGAGGAUGUGGUAUGAGUGAAAAGAGCUCCACCAGAAUUGUGGGGGGAAGACCCGCUGGUCCCCGAGAGUGGCCGUGGAUGGUCGCUCUCAUUCGUACUGAUACUGAUCAUUACUGCGGAGGGGUGCUAAUUACUGACAGACAUGUUCUCACUGCCGCUCAUUGCGUCUACGGAAUAAAACCCAAAGAUAUUAUCGUUCGACUGGGUGAAUACGACUUCUCAAAACCCGACGAAACGCGCGCCGUUGAUUUUGGAAUACGCGAAAUAAGAAAGCAUCCGGAUUUCGAUGCAUCAACUUACGAUAAUGACAUUGCGAUCAUCAAACUACACAGACCCACGGUAUUCAACACUUACAUCUGGCCGAUUUGUUUGCCGCCAACGGGUUUUGCCAUCGAGAAUAAGAGUGGUAUAGUCACAGGGUGGGGAACUCAGUAUUACGGAGGUCCAGCAAGUUCGAUUCUAAUGGAAGUAGCGGUACCUGUGUGGCCCCACGAUCUGUGUAGGCAAACAAUGACACCCAAAAUAUCCCCUAAUACCCUAUGUGCGGGUGCCUACCAAGGUGGACGGGAUUCAUGUCAAGGUGAUUCAGGUGGGCCUCUUCUCCAUCAGUUGGCUAACGGACGUUGGGUAAACAUAGGAAUAGUCUCAUGGGGUAUACGUUGUGGUGAGCCAGGGCAUCCGGGUAUCUACACACGUGUCAGCUCUUACCUCGACUGGAUUUUCGCAAACGCCGUCUUCUAAUCUUCUUCCACAAACUUCGAAACAUCCGAAAACAAUCAAACUUUAUUAUAAUAUAUUGAUUGGUACAUUAAAAGAAGUUUUUUUUUCAUUUUUAA